CCACCCCUCUUUUCAGCUACAGCUCUGCUCUUCCUGAGCUUACUCUGUUGUUAGCGUUCGCGUUGACUGGCCAGAGUCCGCGAGCUGAGCACCCUCUGCUUCUCUCUGCCUGUUUUUACCCCCUCUCUCCCAUCUCUGCAGCCCCAUUCAUCUACGUCCUACCCUCUGGCCCACAAGCCCCUGGUUCCUCUCCCCACUUCCUGAUCUGAUUCUGACAUCUGAUUGGCCAUGGCAUACCAUAGCUUCCUUCUGGAACCAAUUAGCUGUCAUGCAUGGAACAAAGAUCGGACCCAGAUUGCCCUGUGCCCCAAUAACCAUGAGGUCCACGUCUUUAAGAAAGAUGGGACCAAGUGGACCAAAAUCCAUGAGCUGAAGGAGCACAACGGUCAGGUAACAGGCAUUGACUGGGCUCCGGACAGUAACCGCAUUGUCACUUGCGGAGCUGACCGCAAUGCUUACGUGUGGACCCUGAAAGAGGGAACAUGGAAGCCCACCUUGGUCAUCCUGAGGAUCAACCGGGCCGCUCGCUGUGUGAAGUGGUCACCAAAGGAGAACAAGUUUGCCGUUGGCAGCGGCUCUCGGCUCAUCUCCAUCUGCUACUUUGAACAGGAAAAUGACUGGUGGGUGUGCAAGCACAUCAAGAAGCCGAUCCGUUCUACAAUCCUGAGUUUGGACUGGCAUCCUAAUAACGUCCUGUUGGCUGCUGGAUCCUGUGACUUCAAAUGCAGGGUGUUCUCAGCUUACAUCAAAGAAGUGGAGGAGAAGCCUGGCCCGACUCCUUGGGGCAGCAAGAUGCCGUUUGGGGAGGUUCUGUUUGAGUCUGGAGGUUCUGAAGCUGGAGCUCCGACAUCAGGAGGAGGUGGCGGCUGGGUGCACAGCGUGUGCUUUUCGCACUCUGGCAACCGUUUGGCCUGGACGUCCCAUGACUCCACAGUGUCUGUGGCUGACGGAGGGAAGACGGGCACGGUGGCCAGUCUGAGCUCUGUGACUCUUCCACUCCUGUGUGUUACCUUCAUCACCGAGAACAGCUUAGUUGCAGCUGGUCAUGACUGUUACCCGGUGCUCUUUGUGUAUGAUGGUGCCAAAGCCAGCCUGACAUUUGGUGGCAAGUUGGAUGUUCCCAAGCAGGCAGCCUCAAAGGGCAUCAGUGCCAGGGAACGUUUCCAGAACCUGGACCGUCGAGCUUCUGAGACCCAAAGCACAGAGACGGAUCUCAACACUCUCCAUAAGAACAGCAUCAGCCAAAUCUUGGUGCUGGAGGGAGGAAGAAACCAGUGCACCAAGUUCUGCACCACUGGCAUGGAUGGAGGGAUGGGCAUCUGGGAUGUCAAGAGUCUGGAGUCUGCUAUGAAGGAUUUGAAGAUAGUGUGAGUUGAACUAUACAUCUCCCCACCAAAGCUCCUGGAGACAUGAAGAAAUCUGCUUCUGCAUUACAAAAAGCUUUUUUGGCUGUAUUUUAAUCAAGUAUUUCUUUAUACAUGUAGUGAAACAAUCAGCUCUGUUCAGUGUCUGUGCCUCUGGGGCUUUUUGCUGGCUCAUUUGAUUUGUUGCUGUAUAAGAGGCCUGACCUCAGGUCUCUCAAAUGGUACCUAAUGAGUUCAAUUAGUAUUUUUAAAAGAGCUCAGUGUGAGCUGAAUGCUUAAAGCAGAUUUUAGAUGUAUUAACCACAGAAAAAGGCUGCAGUGCCAAUAUUAAAAGCUUAUGCUGGUCAUAACAUGCAUUUAAUAAAUGAUUGCUGCUGAAGUGCUAAA
Girardinichthys multiradiatus is the source of this 1751-nucleotide messenger RNA. It is a transcript of the gene arpc1b, whose product is annotated as actin related protein 2/3 complex, subunit 1B. Gene Ontology annotation, cellular component: actin cytoskeleton; Arp2/3 protein complex. Gene Ontology annotation, molecular function: actin filament binding. Lineage: Eukaryota; Metazoa; Chordata; Actinopteri; Cyprinodontiformes; Goodeidae. The transcript has 10 exons. Gene Ontology annotation, biological process: Arp2/3 complex-mediated actin nucleation. The coding region runs from base 229 to 1371 and encodes 380 amino acids. The record is from RefSeq and is a predicted model, not a curated record.